Aedes aegypti (yellow fever mosquito) is the source of this 1359-nucleotide messenger RNA. RefSeq lists its product as uncharacterized. Gene Ontology annotation, biological process: apoptotic DNA fragmentation. Lineage: Eukaryota; Metazoa; Arthropoda; Insecta; Diptera; Culicidae. Bases 53 to 1300 code for a protein of 415 amino acids. Gene Ontology annotation, molecular function: nucleic acid binding; metal ion binding; single-stranded DNA endonuclease activity. Gene Ontology annotation, cellular component: mitochondrial inner membrane; nucleus. The transcript has 2 exons. The record is from RefSeq and is a predicted model, not a curated record.
CUCUCUCACGAUAACCUUCAGUUUCAUUCGGUGGCUUAAAAUCUGCUGAACAAUGAAAAUCCUUCCGUCUGCGGUGGUGGUGGUUUUGACCUUUGGGUCAAUGAUUGCUGCUAGGGAAAUUCCCCUCAAAGAGACCGAGUGGAAUAAACUAGCUUCAGCAUGUACAAUCAACAUCAAUUCUCAUCUUCCAAGGCCACAACCAUUGAUUUUGAUUCCUGGAACUGAUCAAUACCGAUACCCUCAAUCAAAUGACCGACUACUGCAUCUUCAAGCAGGCGAAUACUUGGAGCUUGCUUGCGAAAAUGGAUUCAAUGUGGCUCCUGGAAAGAACACAAUUAUGGUCUCUUGCGUGUUCGACCAGACGUUUAACUUCGAUAGUACCAUGUUCCGGUUCAGUGACUUUUCUUGCACAGAAAACUGGUUCAGUAGUGCUCGUCGCACUCCACAAUCUUGUGAACAGAAUGGAAUAAUUGUUGAAAUUGGUUUUAGCGUGGGUUCGCGAUUCCCGAAAUUCAUGGAAGUCUGCCACAACGAACAAACCUUCGAGAAUCAUUGGAUCAGACAUGAAUUUCAUCGUGCUCAUGCUGGAUUCCAACAGGGAGUUCCGCGGCCAUCGUGGCAUCAGGGCGAUUUCUAUCCUGGUAUCAAUAUAAACACUUUGUACACUGUCAACCGCCAACGGCAGACUCUGGCCACUGUUCUGGGUUCCCAAGCGAUCGCCGAUGAUCUGGUUAGGGAUGCAUCUACGGGAAUCUUCAUGGCGCGUGGACACAUUGCCGCACGAGCUGAUUUCAUCUAUGGUACGCAACAGAAUGCCACCUUCUGGUUCUUGUGCGCUGCUCCUCAAUGGCAGAACUUCAACGAUGGAAACUGGCUGCGAAUUGAGGAUAGCGCUCGCAACUUUGUAGCUGCUCGAAAUCUUCAUGUCACAGUGUAUGGAGGAACCUAUGGAGCACACACUCAAACUGAUGCCAAUGCGGAUCAGCAACCGAUUUUCCUGGAUUUCAAUCCAAACGGUACACGACGUCUGCCGGCACCAAAGAUCUACUACAAGAUUUUACACGAUGAGCGAAACAAUGCCGGAAUUGUGCUCAUCGGCGUGAAUGACAUCCAUAUCACUUCGAUGCAACAAAUUCAGGAUGAGUACAUGUUCUGCGAGGAUAUCGGAGACAAGAUCAGCUGGAUCAACUGGGACAGGAAAAACUUUGCGGAAGGAUUUUCCUACGCGUGUGAAGUAAAUCCCUUCUUGAAGAGAAUCGGACAUCUGUCGCAUUUGAACAUUCCGAAUUUGCUGAUUUAAAAAUGCAAUAAAAAUUGAUAACAGUAUCAGCAAAGCAACUGCUUGUGUUUACAAUCUGA